UUCUCAUCCAAAAUGGGCAACAGUCAAGCCUUACAGCCAUUGCUUUUUCUAGUUGCUUUUUCCUUCCACUUAGUAAUGGCCAAGUCAUUUGGAACUUCUGCAAAUAUGACGAAGCCUGAAAAUGGUGUUAAAUAUCAUGUUGAGAAGCCGGAGCUUGUAGUUCAAAUGGUAGAAAGGAGUCUGAAUAGUUCGAAAAGGCAGCUGAGCUAUCUGUCGUGUGGAACGGGAAACCCCAUUGAUGACUGUUGGCGAUGUGAUCCCAACUGGGUUAAUAACAGAAAGAGGCUGGCUGACUGUGCCAUCGGAUUUGCCAAAAACGCCAUUGGAGGUAAGCAGGGCAAAUUUUAUGUGGUUACAGAUCCCAAUGACGACGACCCAGUCAAUCCUCGGCCCGGCACUCUGCGCCACGCUGUUAUUCAAACCGAGCCUCUCUGGAUUAUUUUCCAGAGAGACAUGGUCAUCCAACUGAAGGAAGAGCUUAUAAUGAACAGUUACAAGACUAUUGAUGGUAGAGGCGCAAACGUUCAUAUAGCAAAUGGAGCUUGCAUUACAAUUCAGUAUGUGACCAAUAUCAUCAUUCAUGGAGUACAUAUUCAUGACUGUAAACCUGCGGGAAAUACAAAUGUUAGGAGCUCACCCACCCAUUAUGGGUAUAGAACCAGGAGUGAUGGAGAUGGGAUUUCCAUCUUUGGAUCAAGCGCAAUUUGGGUAGAUCACUGUUCAUUGUCAAGCUGCGCAGAUGGACUGAUCGAUGCCAUCAUGGGUUCCACUGCUAUCACCAUUUCAAACAACUUUUUCACUCACCAUGACAAGGUGAUGCUCCUGGGACACAGUGACGAAUAUACCCAAGACGUUAAAAUGCAAGCAACAAUCGCAUUCAACCAUUUUGGAGAAGGUCUUGUUCAGCGUAUGCCCAGAUGCCGACAUGGAUACUUCCAUGUGGUGAACAAUGAUUACACCCACUGGGAAAUGUACGCUAUCGGUGGGAGUGCAAACCCCACCAUUAACAGCCAAGGCAACAGAUUCCUUGCCCCUGACAAUCGAUUCCUCAAGGAGGUGACAAAGCAUGAAAAUGCACCAGAAGGUACAUGGAGGAAUUGGAAUUGGAGAUCAGAGGGAGAUUUGAUGUUAAACGGGGCGUUCUUCAGAGCAUCAGGAGCUGGAGCAUCCUCAAGUUAUGCCAAAGCUUCAAGUAUGGUGGCAAGACCAUCCUCUAUUGUGGGCUCUAUCACUGCAACGUCAGGUGUUCUCACCUGCAUAAAAGGUUCCCGCUGUUAGACCAAAAUACUUGCAUCCCAGACAAACUGUUAGGAAUCCUUCUAUUCUCUAACUUGGCAGGCAUGGUUGGACUGAAUGAUGCAUCUAUUUUUCUCCAGACAAUAUGAUCGUGGAUAACUAAAGUUUGUUAGUAUCAGUUACUUUUUUUUAUGUUUGUUGAGAAUCUUCAGUCUUGUACAAAAUUGGAAUAUAUCAGUCUACUUUUUCUCAAAUUAGAAGCGUUUUGGCGUAGGGUCAUGUCAAUAUGGUGUCUAUUAUCUUGCUUGCAACUGAAAAUAAUGUAUUUGUAUGGCUCUCUGUGCUUAAGAGUUGUACGUGAAUUUGUGGGCACCAGGCAUUAUUGUACAUGACAAUGGUUAAUAUAUUUCACUUCCACGGGACUUACAGUGACCAUUUGAGUUUGAUUUCUCGUUUAAUAUUUUUA
Molecule: messenger RNA, 1702 nt
Organism: Cryptomeria japonica (Japanese cedar)
Lineage: Eukaryota; Viridiplantae; Streptophyta; Pinopsida; Cupressales; Cupressaceae
Product: pectate lyase
Exons: 5
Coding region: 13-1278 (421 amino acids)
Molecular function (GO): pectate lyase activity
Source: RefSeq, a predicted model, not a curated record